Molecule: messenger RNA, 2325 nt
Organism: Penicillium odoratum
Lineage: Eukaryota; Fungi; Ascomycota; Eurotiomycetes; Eurotiales; Aspergillaceae
Product: Zn(II)2Cys6 transcription factor
Exons: 4
Coding region: 1-2325 (774 amino acids)
Biological process (GO): DNA-templated transcription; positive regulation of transcription by RNA polymerase II
Cellular component (GO): nucleus
Molecular function (GO): DNA-binding transcription factor activity, RNA polymerase II-specific; zinc ion binding; sequence-specific DNA binding
Source: RefSeq, a predicted model, not a curated record
AUGGCUCCAACUAGCGUGAACCACACAGCCACGCAAGGUUCGAUGGGGCCUGGAUUGUCCAGAUCCAGAACCAACGAUGCCGUUGGAACUGCCGAUGCACGCACGCCCGGACUCAAGAGAAAACCGUCCGACCCAAUGCUUACCCCUAGUAAAAAUGCCGCCGCCCGUCAGAAGAUCACCCGGGCCUGUGACUCGUGCAAAGUAAAAAAAACAAGAUGCACGGGCACGCUGCCGUGUAUGAGGUGUACGCGCCUCUCGCUUCCUUGCGAAUAUAAUGCUGCUUACUCGAGAGGCUUGCCUCCAGAUCCCCUGCCUGGGUCACCUUCUUCGGGAGACUCGGUGCGCCGCGUGUCCCAUGCUGGCCGUUCUCACUCGAGAGGGAGAGCGGGGAUUCCGAAUUCGAAUCCGAAUGCAAGCCUGCAUUCGAGCCUACCUGGUGGGAGGGAGUCAUUGAGUAGUAAUCAUCGGCAUACUGCAGGACUGGAGCGCCAAGUGCUGGCUUCACGGAACUCGCCUGAGCCGGGUUCGACGGAUUUCGAAGGCAACUAUCUUGGACCUGCGUCUGGAAUCUCGUUUCUUAAUCGGGUUUGGAGUCGCUUGCAUCAUGAUGAACAUAAUCGGAUCCCGGAUGAGCUACAGAAUGAAUCCUCAAGGAAUACGGGGGUGUUUAUGUUUGGGGAUAAGCCGUAUACUUAUCCUGAGAACUCGGACUUUGCCCUGCCGCCCAUUGAGAGGGUAAUGGACCUGGUGGCUAUCUACUUUGAUUUCUCCAUGGUCACUUAUCGGUUUUUACAUCGUUGGAACGUAGAAGAGUGGGUCAAACAGAUCUAUGAGAGUAAUAUCUCUGUAUCGAAGCUUCCUGUUGGGGAUAUGGUCGCCCGAACGGCGAUUGUGCUUAUGAUAUGUGCCGUGGGCACGCUUCACCAGGAUCCUGAAACGGAGGCUGUGGCAAAUGCGCAUAGUAAAAGUGAGCAUUGGUUUACGGCUUCCAAGUAUCUGUCUUCUUUGGAAUCGGGUCCUCCGCGGCUGGAGACCAUCCAAGUACGACUUAUACAAUGCCUCUAUCUCCUGUCAUCCUCGCGGGCUAAUGAAUGCUGGUACUCGUUUGGGACUGCAUUGCAGGUUGUGACGGCCCUUGGACUACAUCGAAAAUGGCCUGCUAAGACAUCCAAGAAUGGAUGCUCGUCUCUCGAGUUAGAACUUCGGAAACGCAUAUUCUGGAGUGUAUACACUUUGGAUAAAUAUCUCAGCAUCAUGUUUGGCCGGCCUCGCCUGCUUCAUGAUGAAGACACUGACCAGGAAUUACCGGGUGAGAUCAAUGACGAGGAUUUGCUGGAGGAAGAUCCAAUGCGGCGAUCAGGCGCCACAGAUAGCAUGAUGAUCGCAUCUGUCCUCCAUUACCGACUCGGCCGCAUCUUAGGAGAAAUCUCACGUCAACUUUACAGCAUCAAUCCCCUUUCUCGUGACUCCCCACUGGACACUGCCGUUCGCCUCACAACAGAAUUAGAAAGAUGGAAAGAAAGCGUCCCGCCCCUCUUCAACAGCGUCCAGCCUACUAGUCUCAUCCCGCCACUAUGUCGACAAAGCCAAGUCCUCCAACUAGCUUACUCCCACGCCAUGAUCCAUGUCACCCGCUCAUUCCUACUGAGCGACUUCACAGACCUAAGCCGCCGACCCCGCGACUCCCACGCAAUGGUCAGCAUCUAUGUCCAAAAAUGCAUCCAAGCAGCCGAAGACACCAUGACUCUAAUAGACAGCCUCGUCCAACGAAGCGUCUUCAUCCAAUCGCUCUGGUUCACCCACUACGUAGGCUUCUGCGCCAUCCUAGUCGUCUACAUUUAUAUCAUCCAGCAACACCGCCACUCGACCGACCCCAGCCCAUCCGCCGGAAGUCCUACAGAUAUGGACAAAAUGCAGUACUUACUAGCGUUGGCAGAGACAUGUCAGCAACAUCUUGCCGAAGCGACGCGGAAGAACUGCCCCAGUCGACGAUAUAGUAUUAUUCUCGAAGAACUGAGACGGGAGGUUCAUCGACAGAUGGGUGAGGACGAUCAAUCUAGUAGUAUUGCUCCUACGCUUGUUGUGUUGAAUCCACAUCCCCAGGUUUUGGGUACUGCGGAUGGGGUUGAUCACCCUGUGCAAUUUGAUGCGAGGAGUCUUGAAUUUGCGAGUAUGCCGGCUAUGUUGCAGCCUCCUGAGCUUGGAAUUAAUCCUGUUGAGGAUGCGGGACUUCUUGAAAAUCUUGAGGGAUCGAUCUGGUGGGCUCAGCUUGAUUCAUGGGCUCUAUCUAAUUUCCCUAAUGAUCCUUCCGGACUCAACUUUUGA